Entamoeba dispar SAW760 is the source of this 864-nucleotide messenger RNA. RefSeq lists its product as uncharacterized. Bases 1 to 864 code for a protein of 287 amino acids. Lineage: Eukaryota; Evosea; Mastigamoebida; Endamoebidae. The transcript has a single exon. The record is from RefSeq and is a predicted model, not a curated record.
AUGAAUGUAAAUGAUAAUGAUCUAAAAGCUAUGGAAAAAGGAUAUUGUUGUAAAAUCACUCGAUUCCCACAAACUGGGGAUUCUCUGUAUAUUCGACCAAACAAAAUCUAUCAAGUUGGAAAUACUCCAGAUGCUGCAAUUCAAGUUGGAGACUCUCCAAUUCUGAUAUGUACGUUAAUAUGUGAUAAAGAAGCGAAUGUUGUGAUUGAAACUAAUCCAAAAACAACAGAAACGGUCAAAGUAAAUGACAUUGUCAUGAGGAAAAAACAAUUAUUAAGCCAUUUAGACAUUAUCACAAUUGGUUCUGGUCAACUUCAAUUUCUUUCGUUUUUUAAUAACGGAAGAGUGAGGUUGAAUUGUAAGAACCUCCAUUGUCUUCUUCUUCACAACUACCCAAUGUUUGAAAAAGAGUUAAAAUCAAUUGAAGGGAAAACAAUAUCACUAAAAGAAUAUAGAAAAGGACUUCGUAAUAUAUUUAUUGAAUUAGACAAAAAGGAUGAAGACAAAAUUAAAAAAUGUCGUGAAAUGUUUAAAGAAGUUUUGAAUAUUGUAAUGGAUGACAAUCCUCCUGCCAAAUUACAAAUUGAAUGUCUUAAAGCUGGUAUUGAUAUAAGGAAUAAGCAUGUUACAAUUUCAGAUGAUGACAAUAAUGAUACUGAUCAAUUAAAAACUCCAGUAUUAAAAUUUUUAAGUCAAAAACAAAUAAAAAUAAAUCACAAUAAAGAAAAAUCAACACUUGUUGAUACUACUGCAUCAAUUCUCCUUAAUUUUGAUGAUAAUGAAAAUGAUGAUUUUGAAGAAUUUAGAAAACACCAACUCCAAAGUCUUGAUGACCAAGUAUUAAAAAAAAAACAAUUAGAUUAA